AUGCCUCGCCAAUUCUUCGUCGGUGGUAACUUUAAGAUGAACGGUACUGUGGACAGUAUUACCGCCAUCAUCAAGAACCUGAAUGACGCCAGCCUCGACCCCUCGUCCGAGGUCGUCAUCUCCCCUCCGGCCCUCUACUUGCUCCUUGCCCGCCAGGCCGCCAACGAGAAGCUUGGUGUUGCUUCCCAGAACGUCUUCGACAAGCCUAAUGGCGCUUUCACUGGUGAGAUCUCCGUGGAGCAGCUACGUGACGCCAAGAUCAAUUGGACCAUCAUCGGACACAGCGAGCGCCGUGUGAUCUUGAAGGAGACUGACGAGGCAUGUUCUUUCAUUGCUCGUAAGGUCAAGGCUGCAAUUGAGGGUGGCGUUAGCGUUAUUUUCUGCAUCGGUGAGACUCUUGAGGAGCGUGAGUCUGGUAAGACCAUAGACAUCGUGACCAGACAACUCAAUGCCGUCGCCAAGGAGCUCUCCAGUGAGCAGUGGGCCAAGGUUGUCAUUGCCUACGAGCCAGUCUGGGCUAUUGGAACUGGUAGGGUUGCCACCACCCAGCAGGCGCAGGAUGUUCAUGCUGCUAUCCGCAAGUGGCUGAGCGAGACUAUCUCCGCUGAGGCUGCUGAAAACACGCGCGUGAUCUACGGCGGCUCCGUCAGCGAGAAGAACUGCCGUGAACUCGCUAAGGAGCCUGAUGUUGAUGGUUUCCUCGUUGGCGGUGCCAGCUUGAAGCCUGCUUUCGUCGACAUCAUCAACGCUCGUCUGUAA
Messenger RNA from Aspergillus tanneri, 759 nucleotides. RefSeq names its product triose-phosphate isomerase TPI1 (gene TPI1). The record is from RefSeq and is a predicted model, not a curated record. Lineage: Eukaryota; Fungi; Ascomycota; Eurotiomycetes; Eurotiales; Aspergillaceae. Gene Ontology annotation, molecular function: triose-phosphate isomerase activity. Gene Ontology annotation, cellular component: cytosol. Gene Ontology annotation, biological process: glyceraldehyde-3-phosphate biosynthetic process; glycerol catabolic process; gluconeogenesis. The transcript is spliced from 6 exons. The coding region runs from base 1 to 759 and encodes 252 amino acids.